This is a messenger RNA of Pocillopora damicornis (cauliflower coral), 3570 nucleotides long. RefSeq names its product endothelin-converting enzyme homolog. The record is from RefSeq and is a predicted model, not a curated record. Gene Ontology annotation, cellular component: plasma membrane. Gene Ontology annotation, biological process: protein processing. Gene Ontology annotation, molecular function: metalloendopeptidase activity. NCBI's taxonomy places the organism in Eukaryota, Metazoa, Cnidaria, Anthozoa, Scleractinia, Pocilloporidae.
UCGGAAAGGUCAUCUUGGGGUAUCAGGGAAGUUACUGAAAUAUCACAAAGCCCCAGAAUCGAUCACACAAAUGGGGCGCGAUAUUUCGAAAAGGAAACGGAGCGCUGAGGGAUCCCAAAUGAAAGACAGUGUGUCCCAUUGGGGCUGUGGGGCACGGUUUAUGGGUAUCCUCGGUGUUUUGACAGUCAUUUUAGUGGUGGCCGUUGUUCAUGUGGCAACAAGUGACGAGCACAAAACGUAUUUUGAUGAACUUGUAAGUACUGGAGGCGCCAUACGUUCAGCGCGCAGUGUAAACUCUGUAUCCAACGAGGAAUCAGUGGAAAUUUGCCGUAGUAAAGAAUGCAAAAAAGUAGCCAAGUAUAUAAACGCGUCCAUGGAUUACUCCAAAGAUCCCUGUGUAGAUUUCUUUGAUUAUGUUUGUGGAGGCUGGAUCAAAGCAAAUCCUAUUCCCCGCAGCUCGUCCACCUAUUCCACGUUUGCCAAACUGAAUGGUCGCGUUGAACGCAAUAUAAGACAUAUCUUGGAAAAGGGCAUCACAUCUGCGAGCAAAAAAUUAUUCCAAUUGCCGAAGCAUUUCUUCGAGUCGUGCAUGGAUUUGAAAACUAUUGACAGCUUGGGGGAUAAGCCAAUUCGUGAUCUGAUAAACAACAUCGGCUCUUGGAGCAUCGAUGUCAAGUCAAGAUGGAAUGAAAAGGAUUGGGAUUUGGAAAAAACUUUGUUAUUUAUUCACAAAAGCUACACAUCCGCCGGCGGGCCCUUGUUUUCUGUUCAUAUUAGUGAUGAUCCUAUAAACAACACCAGGCACAUAAUUGAGAUAGAUCAGGCCGGACCCAGUCUCUCUAGAGAGGUGUACUUCGACAGUCCAAAGAUUAUGAAGGCGUACAAGCAGUUCAUCACGACAGUCGGAAAACUGCUCGGUGGUGAUGACCAGAUGGAGAAAAGAGCUGAAGAGAUCGUGGCCUUUGAAAAGAAACUGGCAAAGAUAAGUGUCCCCGAUGCAGACAAGACUGACACGUGGUUCAACCGAAUGACUAUUGGUAAACUGAAAAAAGAAGCACCUGGGUAUCCCUGGAUGAAACAUCUAUCUUCCAUCUUUUCCAACGAAACGCUGAAAGAUAGUGAAGAGAUAAUAGUUCCAGCGUUGCCUUAUCUUCAGAAUAUGACAAAAGUUAUCAAAGAGACUCCUAAGAGAAUCCUAGCGAACUACAUCGUUUGGAAUGUCAUUCAAGACGAAGUCUCUUUCCUUUCCAAGCCCUAUCGCAAGGCCCGAACGCAGUAUAGAGAGAGGGUCCUGGGUUCCAAGGGUCAAAAGAAGAGAUGGAAGACGUGCGUGACUUUUACGAACGAGCUCUUGGGAGACAUUCUAGGAUCCGCUUACGUGGAGCACCAUUUCAGUAACAGCAGCAAAAAGAUGGCAGAGGAUAUGAUUGUGGAGGUGCGCAAUGCUUUCAAAGAUAACGUUAACGCAAUCCCGUGGAUGGACAACAACACAAAAAUGGUGGUCAUGGAAAAGGCAGAUGCAAUGCAUGAUGAGGUCGGUUUUCCGCGCUAUUUAGUUGAACAGGAAAAGUUUAAGAAGAGAUUCAAGAAGUACGACCACGUAGAAAUAAAGAGUGACAGUCUUUUCAAGAAUAGAAUCGCGAUUUUAAAAAUGGCGCACCAAAGGAUGCUUAAGAAACUAAGAAAGCCCGUUGAUAAAGAAGAGUGGCCGAUGGACCCACAAACGAUUAACGCAAUGUACAGUUUUAACGAAAAUGAAAUAAUUAUUCCAGCCGGAAUUCUCCAACCUCCAUUCUUUUACGCCAAGGGGAGUCCAAGAUCGUUGAGUUUUGGAGCUAUUGGAUCAAUUCUUGGUCAUGAAUUGACUCACGGAUUCGACAACACAGGUCGAAAAUUCAAUAAGAAUGGCGAGCUAACUGCUCAGUGGUGGUCUCAAGACUCGCUCGAUGGAUUCAAUGCUAAGGCAAAAUGUGUGGAAAACCAGUAUUCUAUGUACAAAGUCAGAGAUAAAUAUCCAAUUAACGGAAAGCUUACUCUUGGCGAAAACAUUGCUGAUAACGGAGGGUUUAAAGCGUCGUUCAUGGCCUACAAGAACUGGUUGCGCAAAAAUGGCCAAGAAGCUUGGCGAUUACCGGGCAUAAAUUUCACAAGUGAACAGCUAUUCUUCAUAGGAUUUGGUCAGGCUUAUUGUAGUAAUAGCCGUCCAACGGAACAGUACCUGGCGACAUUAAGUGACAGGCACUCGGAGGAAAAAUUCAGAGUUAUCGGAACGCUGUCUAACUCAUACGACUUUGCCAAAGCGUUUAAAUGUAAACCCAAUCAGCCUAUGAAUCCCACAAGCAAAUGUGCCGUGUGGUGUAAAGACGAAUUGGAACUUUAGGGUGUGACUGGUUACAAAGCACCUACGCGGGAACUUUCGGGUAUGGCUGGCUCGAUGUAUCCCACAUGGCCUCUUUGUGCCUAUGCUGGCCGUGGAUGCGAGAUGAUAGCUUCUAAAAGGAAUGGAGUUACUUUUAUUGUUUGUAGUUUAUACUGCAUCGUCUUUGACAGCUAGUUUAACAUCCUGCCUCUAAAUCAUUUCUCUUUCCUAAGCUUGUUGCCAUUUUAUUUCUGUAUUAUCGAUCAUCAUGGAUCUAUGUCAGUUUGUAAAAUAAUAAUGAUGAUAAUCGGACUGCUGUAAAUUUAUUUCAUAAAAUGGAAAAAUGAAUCAAAUUGAAUAUCAACAAAAGCUUACCAAUUUCCUAGCUAUUAGUAAGGUCCAGUAAAAAGUUAUUCUGUUCACUACCAAUUUUCAGGCUGCUUUUGGCUCGGAGGAAAGUCUUUCCAACAUCGGCGGCGGUGGAAAACUUUCCAAAAUAGAGGCUGACUGAUUACAAAGAACUUAAUGGAACUGAAAAACAUUCCAUUUUUCAAACGCAAUCAGACAGUGUCUAUCUCUACAGAACCGGAACACAUUUUAAGUAGAUAAUCUGAGGCUGAAUAGUUGACAAAAAAAUCGUGCACUGCGCCGAUUUGCGUGCGGUGAAUUAUUUCAUCUGAUUUUCACAACAAAAUGUAAAAGACAUAUUAAAAAGAAGGAGGAAAAUACUGAUGAGAUAUUGAAAGUUACAGGGUUUAUAAACUGCAGGUUUAUUCAAAUCCACAACUAUUUAUAGUCGAUUUAUGAAUUUUCAGUCGACUCUGAGCAGAUCCAGGCAAAUCUAUCUUCGUCUUCCUCUCGCCAUAGUAUAAGACUAUGAAAGCAAAAAAAUGACAAUAAUUGUAGAAAAUUUCUUGGUUAGUAACAAAAGGCAUUUAUGCAAGUCUAGUCUAGAAAAAGAAUUUCAGUUUUGUUUUGUUUUGUUCGAGCAAAUGACAUGAACGGCUGAUUCAUUUAAAAUACAGGAUAAAAUGAGUACUCUUUAUCCUUCUUUGAAUAAAUUGGCGAGAACAAGAAGAUAUAAAGUCAAUUUUCCAUCUCUUGGCCGGUAAGUGAUUAAUUUCUCAUCGAAAUGCGCGUCCACAGCGGACUCGCUCUCGAUAAACUAUCCAUGGACGGCCGAAAAAAAAAGAAGAAGCCAGCCAGCUUUC